Brienomyrus brachyistius is the source of this 1194-nucleotide messenger RNA. It is a transcript of the gene slc35d2, whose product is annotated as solute carrier family 35 member D2. Gene Ontology annotation, cellular component: Golgi apparatus. The transcript has 12 exons. The record is from RefSeq and is a predicted model, not a curated record. Gene Ontology annotation, molecular function: antiporter activity; GDP-fucose transmembrane transporter activity. Lineage: Eukaryota; Metazoa; Chordata; Actinopteri; Osteoglossiformes; Mormyridae. The coding region runs from base 56 to 1075 and encodes 339 amino acids.
UGACAGGAUAUAAGCGGGUGGCGGAGCUGCGGCGUUCUCCUGUCGGCCGGGGAAAAUGUCGCUGAACGCUGUUAGAAAGGGGAGUGAAGAGCUCGCUCCUUCGGCACUGCACAAGUUCCUGUCCGCUGCAUUUUACGCUGUCAGCUCGCUGUUAAUCGUGAUAGUAAAUAAAAUCGUGUUGACACACUACAGAUUUCCAUCAUUCACGUUUCUUGGAAUUGGUCAGAUGCUCACUACUAUUGUUGUUCUCUAUGCUGCAAAAUUGAAUCAUAAUAUUCAUUUCCAAGAUUUUGACAGAAGUAUACUUUUUAAAAUCUUUCCUCUGCCCCUUUUGUAUGUUGGGAAUCACAUCAGCGGCCUCGCCAGCACUAAGAAAUUAAGUUUACCAAUGUUCACUGUUCUACGAAAGUUCACGAUAUUGAUGACCAUGGUCCUGGAAGCGAGGAUAUUAAGGAAAACAUUCCCACCUCUUGUCAAGUGCAGCGUGUUGGCCAUUGUCGUUGGUGCCCUGGUAGCUGCCAGUUCUGACUUGGCCUUUGACCUCGAGGGAUACACAUUCAUCCUCCUGAACGACAUGUGCACUGCAGCCAGUGGCGUUUACACCAAGAAGAAGCUGGAGGUCGAGGGUCUGGGGAGAUAUGGAGUGUUAUUUUACAAUGCGAGUAUCAUUGUAAUACCUACAGUCUUGGCAAGCUCCUGCAGUGGAGAUCUGCAGCAGGUCCUGACUUUUGAGCAUUGGACAACCUUGCCAUUUGUAUGUUCGUUCCUCAUGUCCUGUGUAAUGGGGUUUAUCCUGAUGUACUCCAUCGUGCUCUGUAGUCACUACAACUCUGCGCUAACCACCACGGUCGUGGGCGCCAUUAAGAAUGUAGUUGUGGCCUACAUUGGCAUGUUUGUGGGUGGAGAUUAUAUAUUUUCCUGGUUAAAUUUCAUAGGACUAAACAUUUGCAUGUCGGGGGGGCUUGUGUACUCCUAUAUGACAUUUGGGAGCAGCUUAACGCUGGAGACGCGCAGGGGAAGCCAGCCUGACGUCCCCAAGGGGCCCAGCAGUGAAGACAAACAGCAAACGUCAUGAAGCCUGUGCUGAGGUGCACAUGCUGUCUGUCCAGGCGCUGCCGUUUCAGGGCCUCAUCUCGGAGCGUGUGUGUGUGUAUAUAUAUAUAUAUAUAUAUAUAUAUAUAUAUAUAUAUAUAU